AUGGACACGAACAUGCGGAAAUUCACAGUUAGAAGAUGGUUCUCUGUGUAUCUCCGCAAGAAGUCACGGUCGAAGAGCUCGAGUCUAUGCAAAUUGGAGGAUGAUGCCAUCUUGAAAGAGUUUGACAUCAGCCAUCAUGUGAAGGAGGGAUUUGACAAGGCAGAUCCAUCACAGUUCGAAUUGCUCAAGGUUUUGGGCCAAGGCUCCUAUGGAAAGGUCUUUCUGGUGCGGAAAGUAGUGGGUUCAGAUAAAGGGCAGCUCUACGCCAUGAAAGUGCUAAAGAAGGCCACUCUUAAGGUGCGUGACCGUGUACGGUCGAAAAUGGAAAGAGAUAUUUUAGCAGAGGUGAACCACCCUUUCAUCGUCAAACUCCACUAUGCCUUCCAGACAGAGGGGAAGCUCUACCUCAUCCUGGACUUCCUGCGAGGUGGUGACCUGUUCACGCGGCUGUCUAAAGAGGUGAUGUUUACUGAAGAGGAUGUUAAGUUCUAUUUAGCUGAGCUGGCCUUAGCGUUGGAUCAUCUUCACAGCCUGGGCAUCAUCUACCGCGACCUCAAGCCAGAGAACAUUCUUCUUGAUCAGGAAGGACACAUCAAAGUAACAGAUUUUGGCCUGAGUAAAGAGUCCAUCGACAACGACAAGAGAGCCUACUCCUUCUGCGGCACCAUCGAGUACAUGGCGCCAGAGGUGGUGAACAGGAGAGGACACACACAGAGCGCAGACUGGUGGUCUUACGGUGUCUUAAUGUUUGAAAUGCUGACAGGAUCACUCCCUUUCCAAGGCAAAGAUCGUAAGGAGACCAUGGCUUUAAUUCUCAAGGCAAAACUGGGAAUGCCACAGUUUCUAAGUCCCGAAGUGCAAAGCCUGUUACGAGCCCUUUUCAAGAGAAACCCAACCAACAGAUUAGGUGCCGGCCCAGAUGGUGUGGAGGAGAUCAAACGACAUCCGUUCUUUGCCAACAUCGACUGGAAUAAACUAUUCAGACGGGAGAUCAAGCCUCCUUUCAAACCGGCGGUGGGGAGACCUGAGGACACCUUCCACUUUGAUCCUGAAUUCACCUCUCGCACACCAACAGACUCCCCCGGCGUGCCGCCGAGUGCCAACGCCCAUCAGCUGUUCCGCGGCUUCAGCUUCGUGGCCACCAACCUCAGUCAGGAGCAAUCGAUAGCCGAGACGCGGCAGACCGUGGUCAACCCCAUCGUCCAGCAACUCCAUGGGAAUAACGUUCGCUUCACCGACGGCUACGAGCUGAAGGAAGACGUGGGCAUCGGGGCUUACUCCGUCUGCAAACGCUGCGUACAUAGAAUCACUAGUGUGGAGUAUGCUGUGAAAAUUAUUGACAAGGCCAAGAAGGAUCCGUCAGAGGAGAUUGAGAUUCUCCUGAGAUAUGGACAGCAUCCCAACAUUAUUACUCUGAAAGAUGUGUAUGACGAUGGGAAGUUUGUGUACCUGGUGAUGGAGCUGAUGCGGGGGGGGGAGCUGCUGGACAGGAUCCUCCGCCACAAGUGCUUCUCGGAGCGGGAGGCCUCGGCCGUGCUCUGCACCCUCACCAAGACCGUGGAGUACCUCCACUCCCAAGGGGUUGUCCAUCGAGACCUGAAGCCGAGCAACAUCCUGUAUGUGGACGAGACGGGCGACCCGGAGUCCAUCCGCAUCUGUGACUUCGGCUUCGCCAAGCAGCUGAGGGCGGAGAACGGCCUGCUCAUGACGCCAUGCUACACCGCCAACUUCGUCGCUCCUGAGGUCCUGAAAAAGCAAGGCUAUGAUGCGGCGUGCGACAUCUGGAGUCUGGGGAUACUGCUGUACACCAUGCUGGCAGGGUUUACCCCAUUUGCCAACGGGCCGGACGACACGCCAGAGGAAAUCCUGGCCCGCAUCGGCAGCGGCAAAUAUGCCCUCACGGGCGGCAACUGGGACACGGUGUCAGAGGCAGCAAAGGACGUGGUGUCCAAGAUGCUGCAUGUGGACCCCCACCAGCGCCUGACGGCCCCCCAGGUGUUACGGCACCAGUGGAUAGUCAACCGGGAGCAGCUCUCCCAGACACAGCUCAUCAGGCAGGACGUGCAGCUGGUCAAGGGCGCAAUGGCUGCAACGUAUUUCGCUCUGAACCGGUCGCCUCAGGCCCCAAAGCUCGAACCCGUGUUGUCGUCUGUGCUGGCCCAGAGGAGAGGGAUGAAGAGGCUGACCUCCACACGACUAUAG
Engraulis encrasicolus (European anchovy) is the source of this 2202-nucleotide messenger RNA. RefSeq names its product ribosomal protein S6 kinase, polypeptide 2 (gene rps6ka2). The transcript is spliced from 21 exons. The record is from RefSeq and is a predicted model, not a curated record. Gene Ontology annotation, molecular function: magnesium ion binding; ATP binding; protein serine/threonine kinase activity. Gene Ontology annotation, biological process: intracellular signal transduction; peptidyl-serine phosphorylation. Lineage: Eukaryota; Metazoa; Chordata; Actinopteri; Clupeiformes; Engraulidae. The coding region runs from base 1 to 2202 and encodes 733 amino acids.